Pipistrellus nathusii (Nathusius's pipistrelle) is the source of this 870-nucleotide messenger RNA. The record is from the annotation of a GenBank genome assembly. Lineage: Eukaryota; Metazoa; Chordata; Mammalia; Chiroptera; Vespertilionidae.
AUGUCCUAUGGAUCCAUCACUGGCGGCGGGCUGGGGAGCCGCGGCCCUUUCGGGGGACUCUCACGCCAGGGCUACCAGCCCCUCGCCACCCAGCUGGACCCGCGGGACCUGCAGGGGCUGUUCCAGGAGGCGGCGGCCGGUGUCUCCGGCGUCAGCGCCAGCGCGACCUCCUUGGAGCAGGGCCUCCGGUCCCUGGGGACGCCGAGGGACACCCGGGAGCUGCGGGACAGCCUGCACCUGGCGCAGCAGGAGACCAACCGCACCGUCGCCAGCAGCACCAGCGUGGUGAAGCGGCUGUCGGAGCUGCUGCGGGGCUGCCCCCGGCAGGAGCGGCUUCAGCUGGACCACCUGAAAGCCCAGCUCUCGGACGCCAUCCAGCGCUACGGCGCGGUGCAGACGGAAAUCGCGGAGAAGUCCCGAGCUCUGCUUCCUGUGGCCCAGAGGGCUGGCCGGCAGCAGAGCCCCUGGGCCCCUGGGGCGGCGCUGGCGUACCAGGAGGAGAGUGUCCGCGGGGGCGACAGCGAGCGGCCGGGCCCGGCGCAGGCACUGCUCCCCGAGCUCACGGAGCAGGACCUGGAGGCCGUGCGGCUGCGCGAGGAGGCCGUCCUGCGGCUGGAGAGCGACCUGCUGGACGUGACCCAGAUCCUCAAGGACUUGGCCUCCAUGGUGUCGGAGCAGGGAGAGGCCAUCGAUAGCAUUGAAGCCAGCCUGGAGGCGGCGUCCGCCCACACCGAGGCCGCCAGUGAGCUCCUGGCAGGAGCCAGCCGGCACCACCUCCAGAGACACAAGAUCAAGUGCUACUUCCUGUCUGCUGGAGUCACCGUCGUGCUGGUCAUCAUCCUCGUCAUCGCCACCUCCGUCCCAAAGUGA